GAGGGCCGUAUCGGAUCCAGACUAGCUUUCCGGUCUCUGUCGGUGGUGCAGGUCACUCCCUCCGUGCUGUCAGCAGCUCUACGCGGUUCAAACUUGCAGUCGCACUGAGUCGCUCUGUUUCUGUCGUCUCUGUUAUUCAGGUUUUUGAAUUUCUUAAAGGGCAAACUGUGUUUAGUAAUGUGUUAAAGUCUGUGGUGCGGCGGCUCUCUACCGGGAGGAAUUACCGUGUUUUCUUCGCUUUUAGUCGGAAAGCAGCGGGAGGAAAUGUCCAGCUGAGGAUUGGAAAUCCUGAAAACCGCAGGGCCUGUGUUUGUAAUGAUUGAUCAAUGCUUCGACAAUGGCAGUAAAGGCACAGGUUUUAUAUGACUUCACUGCUGAGCCUGGAAACAACGAGUUGACGGUGAAAGAAGGCGAGACAAUCAUAAUCACCAAUCAGCAUAUUGGAGGUGGCUGGAUCGAAGCACAGAACUCCAGAGGGGAGGUUGGAUUGGUGCCAGAAGACUACAUAGAGUUCGGUAAGCCGACGCCAUCAUUCCCAGGAGCAGCAAGCACCACAGCACCUACUCCAAGUGUAGGAAAUGUUGCAUCUGCGGACCUGUCCUUCUUUGAUGCCUACGCUCCCGCAUCAGCGCCUGCACAAAACCAGGUGGAUGCUGGGGGCUUGAGUCCCCAGCCGGACACCCCUGACACCCCAGUUUCCCCCUACCUUUCGUCCCCUGAUGAGGCUAGUAAUGGUAAUGAUCCCUGGUCGGUGUGGAACGCAGACCCCUCGGGGGGCUCCUCUAACAAUUGGGCAUCCAAUCCAGAGGGCACCCAGACUGGGAAGACUGCUGCCGCUGACCCCUGGGGCUCCGUAUCACAGGGUCACCCUCAGGCUUACCAGGGUCCAGGAGCAGAGGAUGAUGAGUGGGAUGAUGAGUGGGAUGACAUGAAGUCUACUGGAGGUUACAAUGAAUCAGAAUCUGGAGAAAGUGGCGCCAUGCAGAGAGGCGGAGCUCAUGCAUCUUCAAUGAAAAUCUCCCUCAACAAGUUUCCUGGGUUCUCCAAGUCUGGGCCAGAGCUCUACCUUCUAUGCAAGCAGAUUUCUAAGGGCAAAGACAAGCUAACGAUUUAUUUAGGAGAAGUUGGUCCGGUGUGGUCAUACCCAGAAACCCAGCUAGACUGCGUGGUGGCUGAUCCCAAAAAAGGCUCAAAGAUGUACGGUCUCAAGAGCUACAUCGAGUACCAAAUCACUGCCAGCACCACAAACCGACCAGUCAAUCACAGAUACAAACACUUUGAUUGGCUGUAUGAGAGGCUCUUGGACAAAUUUGGGUCAGCCAUCCCCAUCCCCUCUUUACCAGACAAGCAGGUAACAGGACGGUUUGAGGAAGAGUUUAUUAAGAUGCGUAUGGAGAGGUUGCAGGGCUGGAUGAGCAGGAUGUGCAGGCACCCGGUGAUUUCCGGCAGUGAAGUAUUCCAGCUUUUCCUCACCUACAAGGAUGAGAAGGACUGGAAGAUGGGAAAGAGAAAAGCAGAGAAAGACGAGACAGUAGGAGUGAUGAUCUUCACCACGAUAGAGCCUGAAGCUCAGGACUUGGAUCCUGUAGAAGUUGAACAGAAAUGUGAGCAGUUCAGCAGGUUUACAAAAGCCAUGGAUGACGGGGUGAAAGAAAUCCUCACAGUGGGCAAUGAGCACUGGAAGAGAUGCACAGGCCCUCUGCCAAAAGAGUACCAGAGAAUCGGCAAAGCCUUCCAAAACCUCUCCUCUGUGUUCACCAGCAGCGGAUACCAAGGUGAGUCAACCCUGACUGACGCAAUGACAGCAGCGGGGAAGACAUAUGAGGAGAUUGCUCAGAUGGUGGCAGAGCAGCCCAGGAAAGACCUCCACUUCCUUAUGGAGACCAACAAUGAAUAUAAGGGUCUGCUUGGAUGCUUCCCGGACACCAUUGGAGUCCAUAAGGCAGCCAUAGACAAGGUGAAGGAGGCUGACAAGUUGGUGGCCACCAGUAAAAUUACCCCUCAGGACAAAGUCACGAUGGCUAAACGAGUCAGCACCAUGUCUUACGCAUUGCAAGCUGAGAUGAACCACUUCCAUAGCAACCGGAUCUAUGACUACAACAGGGUCAUGCAGUUGUACCUGGAGGAGCAAGUCAAGUUUUACGAGACGAUUGCUGCAAAGCUGAGACAAGCACACAGUCAGUUCACUACAAUGUGAAAGCAACGGCCGGCGGUCUCGCACUACAAGACAAGAAGAGUUUAACCAGCUCAACAUCCAAAUUAUUCUCGCUUAUACUGCAUUCUUUUCCCUCCCUUUAAUUUAAAUUUCACUUCUCUCUUUCUCUCGCUCUUACCUCAUCUCUUCCUUUCUGCUCAUGCCAGCAGUCCCAGCUUGUAGUUUUACUUUUGUCCGCUGCUCUCGGAGGUUUAUGAACUCCAAUGAACAUGUGCGACAGCUGAAAAAACAGUGAUGGCAGAAUAAAACACAUUAUUUACAGACAAGCCUUCCUCUGUCUGAGGUCCUCAGCUUGUGUCACAGGAAGUAAACAGUUUGUAUCCACAAAAUUGCCUCAUUGCAUGAGUCAAAGCCCAGAUAUCUCUAAUGUGAUACACAUUUUUGUACAGCUAUGAGCACGAACAUGCCUGUAGCCACAUUAUAUCUACCUAUUUUGAAGCAAUACUCCACAAUUCUUCAAACAUCAUUCCAAAGGAUAUACACAUCUACACAAAGCCAUUUGCCCCUCUGUCAUUAAAGACAGAUGGGGGUUUGAUUUCUGAGCAGCAUGGACAGCGAAUCAGAGCUUUACUGUCUUGGCCAAUAUUGAGUGUAUUUUAAUUUUUUCUACCAUCAAGAGAGUCCUAACAUUGUCAGUAAUGGCAGUGGAGCAUCCCUUUUAAGAAAGCAAGUCUUAGAUGAGUUUUCAAAGGCAUAGUGUGUGUCCUCUGUAUGUCAACUGCUGGCUGUGCCUAGCCCUUCAUCCUGCACUUCCUCAAAAGCUAACAGGAAGCCCCACCCCUGUCCUAUCUUUCCCACGUGCCUUGCCCCUUUGAGGAAAAAAAAAAAAAAAGCUCAACGUAGUUGCCCCCAGGCCUGCAUACCAUGACAUUUCAGUUUACAUUUCAGGAGAGAAGGGCUUAUUAUUUUACACAUUGUAUGUUAAAGCCAAAAGUCAGCGACUUAAUAUCGAGUUUAGUCUGUUCCAAACAUAAUUUCUCUCUCCCAGUACUCCUGAAGAAUGUUUGUCCAUUUUUUGACCAGAUUAUGGUGUUUUUAUAUGAAGGUGUCAACUUUAAGAAUCUGUACUAUAUAAGAAGUGUUUGGGAAAGAGCCAUGGAUUAUGUCAUGUAUGCAGUUUUGCUUUUGCUUUUCACCGCUCAUUUUUCAAUCAAUCUCUAAUCUUGUUCACCCUUUGUUUUCUUAUCACUUGAUACAUAUAUAUAUAUAUAUAUAUAUACAUAUAUAUAUAUUCUAUUGAACCUAUCAGGUGCUUCUUGUCAUUGAGAUACUAUUUUAUGUAUAGAAGUAUUUGCAAUACAGUGUAACUCAGAAAGAGGAGCAAAAAUUCUGUUUUGAUUUAUUAAACAAUGAUUUGUACUCAU
This is a messenger RNA of Thunnus maccoyii (southern bluefin tuna), 3579 nucleotides long. RefSeq names its product sorting nexin 9b (gene snx9b). Lineage: Eukaryota; Metazoa; Chordata; Actinopteri; Scombriformes; Scombridae. The transcript is spliced from 19 exons. Gene Ontology annotation, biological process: cleavage furrow formation; intracellular protein transport; plasma membrane tubulation. Gene Ontology annotation, cellular component: plasma membrane; cytoplasmic vesicle. The record is from RefSeq and is a predicted model, not a curated record. Bases 338 to 2197 code for a protein of 619 amino acids. Gene Ontology annotation, molecular function: phosphatidylinositol binding; protein binding.